Vicia villosa (hairy vetch) is the source of this 435-nucleotide messenger RNA. RefSeq names its product methylcrotonoyl-CoA carboxylase subunit alpha, mitochondrial-like. The coding region runs from base 82 to 423 and encodes 113 amino acids. Gene Ontology annotation, cellular component: mitochondrion. NCBI's taxonomy places the organism in Eukaryota, Viridiplantae, Streptophyta, Magnoliopsida, Fabales, Fabaceae. The record is from RefSeq and is a predicted model, not a curated record. The transcript has 3 exons. Gene Ontology annotation, molecular function: ATP binding; methylcrotonoyl-CoA carboxylase activity.
AUUUACUGAUUUCUUGUUUCUUUCUGAUGACUGGAGGCAGUUAACUAUUACAAUGCUGGGACAGUGGAGUUUAUAGUUGAUAUGGUCUCUGGCCAGUUUUACUUUAUGGAGAUGAAUACCCGUCUUCAGGUUGAACAUCCUGUCACAGAGAUGAUUGUUGGUCAAGAUCUUGUUGAAUGGCAAAUCCAUGUUGCCAAUGGAGACCCUCUUCCGUUGAGUCAAUCACAGAUUCCAAUAUUAGGUCAUGCUUUUGAAGCUCGAAUCUAUGCUGAAAAUGUUGCAAAAGGGUUUCUACCAGCAACUGGAGUAUUGCACCAUUAUCGCAUUCCGGACUCAUCAGGGGGUCAGUUGUGCAAAGUUAACCUAGUAAUUUUUAUGGUCAAUCUGAAAAUUUAUCCUAUUUUCUACUGUGGACGAACAUGAAACUCCAAGAUA